This is a messenger RNA of Acanthaster planci (crown-of-thorns starfish), 4782 nucleotides long. It is a transcript of the gene gopc, whose product is annotated as golgi associated PDZ and coiled-coil motif containing. NCBI's taxonomy places the organism in Eukaryota, Metazoa, Echinodermata, Asteroidea, Valvatida, Acanthasteridae. Gene Ontology annotation, biological process: negative regulation of protein localization to cell surface. Gene Ontology annotation, cellular component: membrane; trans-Golgi network transport vesicle; Golgi apparatus. The record is from RefSeq and is a predicted model, not a curated record. Gene Ontology annotation, molecular function: transmembrane transporter binding.
AUGUCAGCUAAGAAGAUGGCCGCAAUUCACUGGCUCGACAUCCUGGAAAAAGAGUUCGACAAGGCCUUCGUGGACUUGGAUAUUCUACUGGGAGAGGUUGACCCGGACCAAUGUGAGAUAACCUACGAAGGGAGGAGGAAGAUGACGGCACUCAGCGCUGCUUUUGCCCAACUGUGCCACAAAGCGCAGACGAUAUUCCAGAACAACGCCAAACUGGAGGCUCAAGUCAUGAAUCUCCGAGCCGACCUGUGUGAGGUCAGAGCCACCAAAUCCAUCAUGGAGAAGGAACUGCACAACCAACUGCUACAGUUGCACGCCGUACAGCUGCAGUUGCACGCCAAGACGGGGCAGAACGUGGACUCGGACGCCAUCAAAAAGAGACUGGAGCAAGAAAUGGAAUCCUUCAAGGCGGACGGGAUGAAAGAGGCCAGGAUGGAGGCGGAGCUCAAGGAGUACCAGAAGGAGAAUGUGGAGCUGCGGCAGCACAUCAUGGCGCUGCAAGGCGAAGUGUACGGAGCGCGGCUUGCCGCCAAAUAUCUGGACAAGGAACUUGCUGGCAGAAUCCAACAGAUUCAGCUUUUGGGGAGGGAUCUACGGGGUCCGGAACACGACAAACUCUGGAACCAGCUGGAAGCUGAGAUCCACCUCCACCGACACAAGACGGUGAUCAGAGCCUGCCGGGGGCGUCAGGGUUAUCGGAACAGAUUACCCCAACCACCAGGACAUGAUGAUGCCAUUAGCCAUCGUGGCGUGGGCGAAACACGGACCGUGCUGAUAGUCAAGGAAGAAAGCGAGGGACUGGGCAUGUCCAUCACGGGCGGCAAAGAGCAUGGCGUUCCCAUCCUGAUCUCGGAGAUCCACGAGGGUCUGCCAGCCGACCGCAGCCAGGGUCUGUACGUGGGGGACGCCAUCCUAUCGGUCAACGGGAUCAACCUACGCGACGCUAAACACGCCGAAGCUGUGGAGAUACUGUCCCGACAGAAUGGAGAGAUAAGCAUGGAGGUCCAGUUUGUGGCGCCUGAUUCCGACAGCGACGAUGACAACGAUGAGAUCAUUGACGAAAACGGCUACAGCUAUCCAGUGUAUGAAGAGAGCGAGGAGGACUUGCUGAGCUACCAACAAGCAAGCGAGGACAGUCCCCUACGCUCCCAAGCCACCAGCCAAUCGGCGACGCCACUCCACGAGAACAGCCCCUCCACAUCCUCGGCCCCGCCAGGCCGGGCUGCCAGCCACCAUUCUCCCGCCAAGAAGGCCGGCAAGGCCACCGGUCCAAAGACACCAGCCGGGGCCAGCGGCGGCGGCGGGUUGCGGAAGUCCUCGCCCCAGGAGGCCAGCAUUUCCACGUCUAGCCAGUCCUCGGAGCGGUCCUCGGCGGCCUCACUCCUGCAGGGCGACCUUGGUAUGCCCGUGCUCCCGGAGACUGGGAACGAGAUGAAGAUGAUGAGCGUAGGUCGCAUGAGCACCAAUGUCGUGCAGGGCUUACCCUCGGCAGCAAGUGGGGAGGAACUGUUUGGAGCCAAUUGAUUCAGCCUAUUCAUCCAAGUGGCCAGUCAUAAUUUGAAUAUUCGUCAUUCAAAUGAAUAUGUGGGGUGGUCACUCCACAUCAAUAUUCAUUAGGGAUGAAUAUUCAUCAAGCCAUUGAAAUACUUGCUGUUACAUUCUAAAUGCGGCAAUCAUGCUACUUUAGGGCAGAAUACAGGUGUCGGGAAAAAAACCGGGGAUGAUACAUGUGCUGUUCCCCUUCCUUCUCAACCGUCAAUAUGAAACAUUCCCCAAAUGUAGGUUGUCUGGCUCCUGUCAUGGGAAUGAAGAACAUCUGAAACAUGUUGGGAUCAAUCGUUCACACUCUCAAGCGAACAGAUUUUCUUCAUGCCAAGGUCUCAGACACACUGAACCAGUGCAAGUACAGACGAGAUUCAAAGUCACACGAAUUCUUGCCAUAAAACUUCUUGCUCUGUUUCUCGAGAUUUGCUAAGCAAUUAAAACCUUUUCCCGCAAAGUUUGAAACGUGACCCCCGACAAAGCCGCAGAUUCUGCUCAGCGAAUUUCCUUCUGCUAAGCCACAAGCAGCAGGAAACCGCCCACCCAGCCCCUCGGCAUUUUUCUGCCGGUAACUUGUUUACACUCAGCAAACUCUCUUGCCUACAGAGCAUGUUCAGCUGCCCACCUGUAUGAUACUGAACCUUGUGUUAGCUUUGGAAGCACCACUCUCGACUCAUUUCAAAAACCAAGGCGAGUUGCUUGCAUGUCAAUUUUCUGGUCCAACCACAAGCUGUCUGUAAAUGGCUGUUUCGUAAACACAUGUACUUCACGUUAUACGCUUAUGCUUAACGGCUUGAAUUCGUUGCUAACGAAGAAUUCUUAGUUCACUGUACAGUCACUUAUCUGGUCAUACUUUCUGGUGGAAGGUUGUUUCUGUGUUUUCUAAAUGGUUCUCUGUCUUGUGCACCGACAAAAGUGUUACUGGUCAACUCUAAGAUUGUUCUAGACAUAAGGGGCCAGGAUUAUAUAUAAAAAGUUCAGAAGGAUGACCCCUCCAGGCUCGAGCCUGAGUGAAGAUUACUAAGAUGUGAGGUCCGCUUUUGCAGAAUUUCAGGGUCUUUCAGGAGUUGUCUACCGAGAGGGGGAAAACUCGGUUCAGAGAUGGAGCAGAUGUUAAUGCAGACGCUUUAUUUGGAACCGUGUCUAAUGUAGAAGUCUGACCUCAGUUUACUGGACUGGCUGAGGCUACAUGUUGGAAGAGUUUUGCCGGGACUAGUUUCAAAAGAGCUGUUGAAGAGGAAAUAUUGGUGGGCAUGCGCGCAUGUAUGUGCUGAGGAAACAUAGGUGAACCAGUGACAAGGAGUGUACACUGUACGGUGUGUGACAUUUUGGCUGCUAUGCUGAAUAAAGCAAAUAUCUCGGUGGAAUGGGACCCCGGCCCCGUGAUCUGACUGCUUCAGAAUUUUUCGCAAGGUGCUUUGUAAAGUAGUCACGGAGGAGAGCUGUUAUUGGUUCUGUGAGAGCAUUUUGGGAUUUUCCUUCAGUGUGGCUGUUGACAGUGUCACUGUCGUGGUCGAGACCGUACCCCAAUCCUCCUCGAUCCCCCUCUGUGCCUAAUGUUGGAAGCUUUACGGAACCGCAAUGGAAUGAUAGUCACAGACUGGGGAGUUUCUCUACAUCUGGGGUAAUUUCCAAGACAGUUUAAGUGCUGCUCAAUGUGACCAUAGUCUGUACAGGAUCAGUGCUCUAUGUAGCGGGGGUGAGUGUCCAGUAUAUGGAACUUGGAUUAAGCUCGGUGGUACUUCAAAUCACGCUUGGAUAUGAGUCACAGAGAGAUAUUUUUUCCUUCCUGAUCCUUGAAUCCGAAUUAAUUUUCGCAACCAACACUGUCAUUUUCUUUUUUAUAUCCAGGUUUUUUUUAUUUUGGUUUAAUUUCUGUAUGUAUUAGUUCUGCAGGUGCAAUAUAUUUUAUAGGCCAUUAUGUCACAUGUUGUAUGGUUGAUAUUGCCUACCAUAGAGUGGAUUACGAUAUGAAUAUUCAUCAUACAUGAAUAUUCAGUCUCAUGAGUGAACGUAAUGUAUUUGUUUUAAGGGCCGUUUCGCUAUGACGGUAAAUGUGUUGAAUUCUAUUUUGGUUUAUAAACUUCAGAAAUGAGCCAUAUAAUUCGACAAGCUUGACGUCGAUUUUCAUUUCGGGUAACAGCUCUGUCACUGACGAAAACAUGAAAGAUACCAUCUGUCAUAAAAUUAGUUGUAAAUACUCCAGAGACGUAUGAAUUUCCUGAAAAGAAUGUGUAAGUGUGUUAAGGAAUAACCCACAAAUAUAAUUUUUAACCAGUUUUCAAUUUUUGUACUUAAUGAAUAUUCAACAGAUAUUUAUAUGGCCAGAUAUGAUUGGACAAAAUUAAUGCUCCCCAUAUCGCCAUGCUUGAAGACCAACUCAUUCCGAUACGUGUAUUUAGUUGCAUUGAUGUUGUAUUGCUAAGGCUGUUCAAAAACAAAAUGAAUAACGACUUUAUAAGUCAACAUCAUCGAAAUUGAUAUUGAAAGUAAACUAAAAAAAAAAUUGUCGUCAUAAAAGCUCCUAAUUUUAAGGGACUUUUUAUCCUGUUCAACUGAUUGAAACAAGCCAGCACACCAGACUAAAAAUGAAUGAAAUCAGUAUAACUAGAAAUCUUUUUUGUAAUCAUUACUGAGUUGUAAUUUGAGAUUGCUUUCAGUUUUCCCGAUAUUUUUGUUGAGUUGUCAAGAUGGGCCCUUAUUUUUAAAAGCUGAAGGGCGAUACGUCGCUGGUGACCAUCGUCACUAGAAUGUAACACAAGAGAGCGCAAGGUGCAUGGGAACCGGUGAAAAUUACCCCGCGGACUGCGUUGGAGACACUGUAAAUUGGCAAUUUCUUGGAGAUGAAGUCCCACCUUAUCUGUACUCGAUGUGAAAAUAUUGUUCCAAGAGGUUUUAAGAAAACUAUUUAAUUUAUUUUCACCGACUGAAAAGUAAUUGGUAUGAGUGUGUUUGGUGGCAAAGUGAGAGGAAAAGUUGAAAUAGCCAGUUGUAGAUUAUUGAAAUUAUUCUAUCGCAUAUCGAAGAGAGUUUAUUUUACAUAACAACCGGUAUUAAGUUGAAGUUCUUUCUGCAGUUUUAAAGUGAAUGGGCUCCUGGAAUCGAAGUUGUGCGAGAGUAACUUUAUUCAUAUUGCUCGGUGUUUUGCACAACGGAAAAUGUAAACACGUCUUCAGCUGUACGAAUUAAAAAAAAUAGAUGUCAUUAAAACAUUGAAUUAUUUAAAUGUCUUGGACAAAA